AUGUUUGCUCUCAUUGAUGACAUCGUGAGUGCUCUUGAUGAGGGGAACUGUUCUGCAGGCCUGUUCUUUGAUCUGAGCAAGGCUUUUGACUCAGUAAAUCAUGACCUCCUACUUGAGAAAAUGAAAAGUAUUGGAAUCAGAGGCUUGGCUCUAGAGUGGUUCUGCUCUUAUUUGAAGGGAAGGAGGCAAUGCGUAAGGGUGUCGUCCGUUGAUGAACAUGGAUUACUACGACAAUAUAACUCACCCGAACGUCCUACAUUGAGUGGUGUGCCCCAGGGUUCCAUUCUUGGCCCUACUCUGUUUCUGUUGUUUGUAAACGAUCUCCACACUGGAAUCCAAUCGGCCAGGGCUUUCCUUUAUGCCGACGACACGUCUCUCGCAUUGUCCGGCCCCACUGUGGAAUCCAUAGAACAAUUAACAUUUGCAGAGGCCAACAGUUUAGCUCAGUGCUCGAAUGAGCAAGAAAAGAAGUCGGAAGUAGAGCGAGACCCUUUUGGGCGAAGCUCCAAGGUCCAGAGAUCGCCAACAUUGAAAGGCGUGAAGACGUCCCCUCCACCUGCAACUUUCAGGUGUACAAAGGACUUGACCUUGGGAUCUCCCUUGACAAGUGGAGAAGGAAACGGUGGACCACCCUCUAAGUCUGGUGAAGGGAUGCCGGAGGAAUCCCUAACAGCAGCGUUAGAUUUGGAAGUGUCGGGAAUGAACGGGCCUUUCUUGAACCAAAUGAAUUAA
Macrosteles quadrilineatus (aster leafhopper) is the source of this 732-nucleotide messenger RNA. RefSeq lists its product as uncharacterized. The transcript has 3 exons. Bases 1 to 732 code for a protein of 243 amino acids. The record is from RefSeq and is a predicted model, not a curated record. Lineage: Eukaryota; Metazoa; Arthropoda; Insecta; Hemiptera; Cicadellidae.